AAAGAAAAAAAAUCUUCACAGUAAGCGGCGAAAAUGAAAUGUCUUCGUUCUGAACAAAACCUGCAAGUGUUUUUGCUCACCCAUUCCAUUCUUUUAUGGCUAUAGCUAGCAUAUGCUCAUCCCCAAGCCCCAGCCCAACUCUCCCCACCAUUUCUCUGUCUUCACUUCUUUCAUCCAAGACUCACCAUUCUUUGCAACCCUCUUUACCAACUUCCUCGUCUUCCUCCAAAAUUGGCGGGAAUUUGGUUUCUGGUGAUUCACUGCCCAUUGCGGAAGCAGCAGAGGCGAUUGCUUUGGCCGGAGCUGCUGGCAUGGAGGCAGCCAAUGGUGCUGUGUCCGUAGCUUCUGGAACUGGUAAAGUUGGUCAUCCUGGGGAAGAUGAUAAUGAAGGGGUUAGUGAUGGGAGUGUGGGAAUUGAAGUGAGAAGGAAGAGAAGGAGGAAAAGGAGAAAAGGGUUGGGAUCUUUGGAUGGAGAAGAGUAUAAGAGGAACUUCCCGGAGCAGAGGAUUUUGGUUGACUCUGUAAAAUCUUGGUGUUUGAGUUCAAAAGAGGAGGCAGAGCUUUGUUUGUGUCUCAAGGAGGGAACAAGGAUUGAAAAUGCUAUGCUAAGAACCACAGAAUCCGAAGAGAAUCUUUCUAUCUCAAGAAAGAAGCCUCUAGGUUUGAGGGAGAGGAAUCUGGACAAGGUGUUGUGUAAUACAAGAGAGUCAAGAGAAAGAAUAGCUCGCGCCUACCAAGGACUAGUUGCCUCCAUUGCUGCUGACUACCAAGGCAAAGGAUUAAGCCUUCAAGAUCUCAUGCAGGAAGGCACCAUUGGGCUUCUUAAAGGGGCACAAAGAUUUGAUCCUGAUAGAGGAUUUAAAUUGUCCACUUAUGUUUACUGGUGGAUCAAACAAGCUAUCAUUAAAGCUGUGGCCAGAAAGUCCAGAUUAGUCAGAUUACCGGGGAGCAAGUAUGAGAUGAUUGCAAAAGUUGCAGAGGCCAACAAUGCUUUAAGCAUUAGACUGAGAAGAUCGCCUACUUAUGAAGAAACAGCUGAGAUGCUUGAUGUAAAAGCUUCCACUGUUAGACUUGUUUCUGAAAAUAGCAGAGCCCCGAUUUCACUGGACAGCACGGUGACUGAUCAAGGGCACAUGACACUUCAGGCGAUUAUGGCUGGGCCAGAUGAACUGGUUCCAGAGAAGAUGUUUGAGAGGAAGCUGGUGAAGCAAGGAGUGGAGAAGCUUCUAGAGACAGUGAACAAGAGGGAGGCAGAGAUAGUGAGAUUAUACUAUGGACUCACUGGUCAGACUCCUCUUUCUUUUGAGGAGAUAGGAAGGAUGCUGAAGUUAUCAAGGGAGAGAGUCAGACAGAUUCAUGGCGUUGCGUUGUCAAAAUUGGAACAUUCUCCUAUUAUCAACAGUUUUAAAUACUUUGCUGAAUAGUAAUAACAUUUGUUAAGAAUGCCAGGAAAAUGAGGUGAAUAUGGUUGAAUGAUUAAGAAGCCAACGUCCAUAGCUUAAUAGCACAAUUAAUAAGGCUGUUCAAUAAAAAAUUCUUGGUGUAUGGCAACAUUAUUGGAGAGGUUUGGUAUAAUAUAAUUCAUCAAUUCUCAUAUAAUUUUUUU
Molecule: messenger RNA, 1606 nt
Organism: Neltuma alba
Lineage: Eukaryota; Viridiplantae; Streptophyta; Magnoliopsida; Fabales; Fabaceae
Product: RNA polymerase sigma factor sigD, chloroplastic
Exons: 5
Coding region: 96-1424 (442 amino acids)
Biological process (GO): DNA-templated transcription initiation; regulation of DNA-templated transcription
Molecular function (GO): DNA-binding transcription factor activity
Source: RefSeq, a predicted model, not a curated record